CCGGAAUAAUUUUAGCACGCCAGCUCACGCAAAGCAAAUAGGUGACUGACUCGCUCACAUAAGAAUCUUUUUUGUUCACAUCCAGCUCAAAACAAUGAUCACUAUUUUCCGCUAACGUGUUUACAAAACACUGCACAAAGUGGCACCAGAAAGCGGAGACAUGUGGACGCUGGUGUGAAGCUGCGGAAGUGGGGGGAGCUGCUACUGCCAGGUGACCAGUCAUUAUGAAGCCUGUCAAGUGUCAGAGCUUUCCUUCCAGCAUGAACACCAGACAACCACAUGGUUACUUGGUUCGUACGCCAAAAUUUCUUGACACUAUGCAUUGUGGCAAGUGUGGAUUUGCUACGUCGGAUGUGGACUUAUUCAAAAGGCACAUGCUUGACCACACUGGGUCCAAACUGUUCUGUAUUUACUGCCAAAAAUCCGUAUUGAACAAGGCAGAGCUAAACUCUCACCUGGAGGAACACAUCAAGUCGACUCUCUCAUGCCCGCACUGUGGACAGCGCUACAUGCGGAAGAUGAACCUUUUAAAACACAUUGAGUACGUGCAUAGUAAAAACAUUAGUCAAGCACUCAAAAAGGUUGGUGGAAGCAAAGAUCCCCUGGUCUCCAAUGCCUUACCAAGUGUACAGAGUGCAGUGCACUCAAUGCGACCACCAGUUCAAGUAAAUGUGCCAGCCCUCAGCACACCCAGUGUCAGUCUUGUUAAAGACGGGCAGCAAGGUAGAACGAUGAACACGAUGCUUCCUAUUUCUUCAAAAGUUGUUCCAGAUAGUGUUGUUCAUCACAACAGGGCAUUAACAGUGUCACUCCCAGAGGAAAUAAGUAUACCUGCUGGGUGCUUAGUUGAGCUCGUGGAAGUAAAAACCGUCAAUGGGUCAAAGGAGCUAAAGCUGAGGCUGGUGUCACAACAAGAAAACGAGGCCGGAAUGAAAGACACAAGAACAACAGUACAACAAAAUCUCACAGCGGGCAAGACUUUAGCGUGCAAAUUAAACCCCCCAAAUGCAGUAAAGUCACCAAAUAUGGGAAUGUGCGUGGUGAACAGAAAGCUGUUGGAAACAAAGAUGGCGGCUCAGCAAUGCUCUGCUGUUAAACCUGUCAGCGCGUCUAAAAGCCUGAUGUCAAAUCAAGCAAGCAAAGUGAAACUCACACUGAAAAGGACGUCACAGGAAGUCAUUAACUUAGACAGUCCGACCAAGGUUUCCAAAACUGUCUGCAAUCCUGUGCGAGAAAGGAAUGAAAUUGUAUCGACGUGGAGCGAACUUGUCCAUGAUCGAGCGAAAGCAAACAACGUUCUUUUGACCCGUGAGACAAGAAUGCUGACCUCUCACCUGCAGUCGGUAAUAAUGGGCUCAUCUGCAUAUCAACAAAUAACGGAUCAAAGUCUCAAAAGUAUUCCAGAUCAGUGCAAGAGUAUUCACCCCUCAAAGGCAGACAAAGCAGGACGUUCUGUCCUCGACAGACUCACCACUGUUAAAUCUGAACCUGGCAUGGAUUACCUCAAGGAUAACACUGGCUCCAAAGUCAAGGAUACACCUAAAGUCAUGAACACUCCAGCAGGUGUCAACCAACAAGGUCACAAACCCACUUCCUUGAAUGUUACUUCAGGUGCAGCUGUCCGAGUGACGCCUUCAAAGGUCAAUCUUUGCCAGGAGAGCGAUACUCCUCAUUUGUCUUUUCCCAGUACUGCCACAGGGCAGAGGACGGUCCAUGCAUCCCCAUCGCUCAAAAUGCCCACGGUGCCUUGCCGCUCCAAGUCAGACAUUCCAGUUUGGCCUCAGGUUGCCCGCCCAAGCAAGGAGACGUCUGAGAGAGACACACCAAAGCCUGAAGGCUUCCCAGUCAUCUCCUCCGUGUUUUCCCUGAGCGAACAACAAGGAAACACUGAGGGCGCCAUGCAGCCACUGGUCAUGGCACUGCGGGGCAUUGUGAUGGACAAAAGCAGCACAACUGAGAAGGUGACGCCAAAUGUAAACCGGAUGUGCGGAUCCGUGAAAGAAGAAAGCAAAAUCGAACUUAUUCAGCAACAGCCAUCCAACACGGUGGCGAAUGUGGACAAGGAUGAUGUCAUGGUGGAGAAAACCAGAUCGACGCAGACGGACAAUUGCAGCCACGACCCAGCCUUGAAAUCCGAAAAUGCCGAGCCUGUUUCUGCCAACGUGUCAGACGUGUCUGCAUUUGAUGUAAAUCGUCAGUAUGACAUCUCCAAAUUUUUGACUGUCUCGUUGACAAGAGUGGACGAACGCGGCAUGUGUAUGAACAGCGAGAAGGGACCCAAACCCCCAGCUCGUCAAUGUGACACUCCGAUACCUGUCCGUGACGCCGGACGGUUGAUGCCACUCAAGGUGGAGCAGCUGGUGACGUGGCCGUGCCCAAACCAACCCGUGGUGGUGCUCAAUCACCCGAAGCCACGGGUCCCAAUACAAGAACCGGUCAAUGCUGUCGCAAACACUGGAAUCCCCGAAAAGGCCCCAAAGUGCCAAAUUUUAAAGAUGAGACUUUGCAAAGUGAUAGGGCAGAAAUAUGAGGUUACAGGCUGCACUGUCAGGUUCUUCCAAUGAGGUGUUCACAACAUUCACUUUAGAUAAGUCUUCACUUCCAUUGGUCAGAAUUUGUGAUAUUAGAAAAAGGGACCAAAUAAAAUUAUUUUCCCACGAUUAAUGUGAUGUCUAACCUGUUCUAGAGUUUUUAGUCACAGCCGAGUCUCAAGGGAGAUUUUAAAAAGACUGAAUUUUGCAGGAUCCCAAUUUACAAAACUACAACUAGAUUCUUUCGCCAUAUUUCACCACAACGCAAUCCUUUCCAAUUCUCAGUUUUGUCUUCGCCGGUGUUUCCCCUCUAUCCAUGCUGUUCACGUGAUUGGUUACUAAAGAGUUUCUUUUUUGCGAUUUUGUUGGAGCUUAUCUGUUGGUUGGUGGUUGCGUCACAUCACUGCAAAGACUGAGAAACAUUUGAUCACAUCAAACACAUUUGAUAUUCUAAAGCAGCCAAGUCUUGUGCUGUUAGACGUGAUUUCAAUAAUGUCAGGAAAAGUCUGAGAACAGCUGAAAUUUAUUGGGGGUUUAUCCCAGGUACUUUAAAUGGUGGCAGAUGUGUGCUGACUCACAUUAACAUGAAUUAGAAAGUGAUUGGAACACAUCCACAGGUAUAAGAGGGUGUGCAAACUUGUGCAACCUCAUCUCAAUUGAUUGUUUUUACUCUCCUCUAAAAGCUGUCAAGUAUGUUUUCAAUGGAGUUGUACAGGUUGCUGUGCACAUUAAUGGUAGACAAAAGCUUUGAAAUGAUUUACCUUGAUCCCGUUGCUGCAUCGCCAAAAACUUGUGGUAUUUCAACAGGGGUGUGUAAACUUUUUAUAUCCACUGUUUACAUGGGAACUGUACAUUUGUCAUUUGUGCAAAGUGUUGCGAUGAAGAUUUUCACUUGAUAUUUUAUAAUAGAAAAUGACAAAACAACUCCACAUUUUUGUUUCCUUGACUGCUGAAUGAUUUUUCUUCACAGUCUGCUUACAUGUUUCUGUUUGGAAAGCACGAACAAAGCUACAACAGAGUUUGUAACUGGCAACAAUGAGAAGUACAGACAGUACUCUGAAUCUUUUCUAGUAGCAAAUAUAUCAUAAUUGUAACAUUUGUUUGGGAUGAAUGAAUGAUGCGCAACAUCGGGAAAGUAAUACAUUCUGACGGACAUCCACGUGCCAGUGACUUUUUUUUGUUUUUGUUUUUUGUAGUUUUCACUACGGUUUGGAACGAUCCAGAUCCUUGCUCAAUCUACAAAAAUCGAUUUCCAUACUUCUUUAUUAUUUAUUGAUUUUUAUCCAUAGAGUGUUAAGAAUUGUCAACCCUCCAGAUCGAGACUUUGCAAUUGACCUAUGCCACUAGUAAACAAAAGAAAGAAAUGAAUGUCUGUUUUUGUCUAUGGUGUACCAGUCCCAAUUUGAGAGAGACUGCCACAGCAUGUCAUGUACAAACAGUUCUAAGAAAGAUCCUUCCAGAGUUGUUGUUGUUUUUUAAAUGCAGAAAGAACCAUGGUUUACGUAUAUCAAUAAAAACUGUUAUACAGCACAUCUGAUGCAUUUUGAGCUAUAUCAUGAACAAUAAUGCUGCAAGCACAAAUGAUUCAGCAGGCCCAUCUCUCACCUGACUAAUGAUUUAAGGGAAAGAUUUAAAUGUAGCUUCACACUAAUGGAACCUAAACUUUUUUAUCAUGUUGUUUUUGGGACGCUUUUCUUCUGUACAGUUUCAAAGUUGUUAAAUUUACCGUGUCGAUGUCAACAAUCUACUUCCCCGUCUGACACUCUACUUUCCCAUCUGGGUCGCGAAUAACAUGUUGAUAUCAACACUGUGAAUACACUUAUAAAAUACAUAAGCAUGAUUAUACUUAGCAAAGCUGAUCGUUCGUGCGUGCGUGCGUGCGUGCGUGUGUGUGUGCGCACGCGCGUGCGUGCUAAACCUAAAACAUUAUUACUUCUCUCACAUGUAAUGACAGGCUUAACCACCUAUUACCUCAAACACAUAAAACAUAACUGAGAUACAUGCUUCAUGGGCAAAACUCCUUUGAAAUGAAUCAUUUGUUUCUGAAUACAUGAGCAAGAUUGGAGAUAUGUAAAUGAUUAAAUGUUACCAUAACCAACCAUACCAUUACAUUCCUCACACUUGUAUUGAUAAGCACAACCCUUUGUAAUAUUCAAAACACACGAAACAUAUUUGUGAGAAUAUGGUCAUGGGCUAACCCUCUAAACAUGAGAAAAGCUGCUUCUGGAUACAUAUGUUGGCAAAAUGAUGAUCUCUAGUGUCUAAUUCUGAAAUUAUCAUUCUAAUCUGUCUACUGUGGUUCUCUCCAUUUCCCUCUAGUGGUUCAACAUAAAAUGUCUGGUUCCCUCGACAGGUGAAACUGUUGUGCCUUAUUUUGAAAAAGUCUAAAUCAAGUACUGUAGAGCUCUCAUUACUGGUUAAACCUAAUCUAGAAGGGCCUAAAUCAAGGAUGGUGAACUCUCAUGUUUGAACUUUUAGAAUUGCAAAUUUUCUUGCCAAUUAUAAGUGUUCGUUUUACACUCCAGAGUUCUUUCCUCUUGCGUUAUGUCACCACUCCAGUUGUCACCUUUAUGUCUGUUAUAUCAGUUUGUUUCAUUUUUUUUCUUAUAUUGAGGUUUUGAAAGCCUUGUCUUCAAAAAUUACAUUAUUUGUGAAUGUUAGUGUAAAUACUAAAUAAACAUUUCUUAUUUUGGUGAUACUUUUUUUUGAAAAGGAUGCACCACCGGCUUUGUUUUUAUAAUGAACAUUUCAAGUUAGAUUUCUUGACCAAGAACAGCACUGAUAGAUGUGUAGGCGGGAGGAGAAUAUUAGGAAU
Messenger RNA from Hippocampus comes (tiger tail seahorse), 5346 nucleotides. It is a transcript of the gene znf518b, whose product is annotated as zinc finger protein 518B. The transcript is spliced from 3 exons. The coding region runs from base 225 to 2564 and encodes 779 amino acids. Lineage: Eukaryota; Metazoa; Chordata; Actinopteri; Syngnathiformes; Syngnathidae. The record is from RefSeq and is a predicted model, not a curated record.